AUGAGCACACGUCCAGCUUCUCACAGUGGGUCCUGGUAUAGCUCAAACCCAGGCAAGCUGUCUACACAGCUGCAGCAAUUUUUAGGAACAAAUGCAGUGGUGAGUGGAGCACGAAUCAUCGUGUCUCCGCAUGCCGGCUAUUCAUUUUGUGGAAGCACCAUGGGCAAAGCGUAUGGAGCUUUGGACUUAACUGGCGUCAAACGAGUUUUCGUUCUGGGACCGUCCCACCACGUCUACUUCAAGAAUAAAGGUUUGGUGACAGGUUUCGAGCUGCUAGAAACACCAAUGGGCCCUUUAAAGGUCGACACUGAGGCGGUGGAGACUCUGAUUCAAGAUGAAUGUUUCGAUUAUAUGGAGCCUGAGACCGAUGGUGAUGAGCAUUCGUUGGAGAUGCAAUUCCCGAUGCUCUACGCUACGUUGAAACUGCGCAAAAUAAGCCCUCAAAGCAUUAAAGUCGUCCCCAUUAUGAUAUCUCAUAAUUCGGCGCUCAAGGACUACCAUCUGGGCAAAACCCUGAGCAAGUACCUGAAGGAUCCGGAAAAUGCGUUUAUCUUGAGCUCAGACUUUUGUCAUUGGGGUAGGCGGUUCAACUUCACCGGGUACGUGGGCGACAAGAACGAAGUUCAAGAGGCCUUGGCUGAAGAUACCGAAAUUGAGUCUCUUACCGCAAGAAGCAAGCUGUCCCACCAUCAGGUGCCAGUUUGGAAAAGUAUCGAAAUUCUAGAUCGAUAUGCCAUGUCGAUUCUAGCUCAAGAAGAACCUCACGAUAAGUACGAGUUGUGGAAACAUUAUCUGGAAGUCACUGGAAAUACAAUUUGCGGUGAAAAGGCCAUCAGUGUUAUGUUGUGCGCGUUGAGUAAAACACCUGGCGGUGCUCAAUUUGAGUGGCCUGGGUACUCACAAUCCAGCCAGGUCACCAGUGUGAUGGAUUCGAGCGUGAGCUACGGGGCAGGAUACUGCAGGAUUUAG
This is a messenger RNA of Lachancea nothofagi CBS 11611, 969 nucleotides long. The record is from the annotation of a GenBank genome assembly. Lineage: Eukaryota; Fungi; Ascomycota; Saccharomycetes; Saccharomycetales; Saccharomycetaceae.